Penicillium psychrosexuale is the source of this 1370-nucleotide messenger RNA. RefSeq names its product proteasome regulatory particle base subunit RPT4 (gene rpt4). The transcript is spliced from 5 exons. The coding region runs from base 1 to 1278 and encodes 425 amino acids. NCBI's taxonomy places the organism in Eukaryota, Fungi, Ascomycota, Eurotiomycetes, Eurotiales, Aspergillaceae. The record is from RefSeq and is a predicted model, not a curated record. Gene Ontology annotation, molecular function: ATP binding; proteasome-activating activity; ATP hydrolysis activity. Gene Ontology annotation, cellular component: proteasome regulatory particle, base subcomplex; cytosolic proteasome complex. Gene Ontology annotation, biological process: positive regulation of RNA polymerase II transcription preinitiation complex assembly.
AUGGACGCCGCGCUGGAAGCUGGAAGCUCCCCAGGCAAGUUUUUCUUUGGCUACCAUCCCAACUCGUCCACACUCGGUGAAUCUAUCGUUCGUCCGUCCUUAAUCAUGAGCGACCCGGAGCGCGGCCAGGCGCUCGAGGAAUAUAAAAAGAGCUUGCUCGAGCUACGAGAAUGGGAGGCCAAAUUGAAAACCCUUCGCUUGGGUAUCAAGGAUCUUCAAAGAGAGUUUGAUGUCUCCGAGGAUAACAUCAAGGCACUACAAAGUGUUGGUCAGAUCAUCGGCGAGGUGCUGAAACAGCUCGACGAAGAGCGAUUCAUCGUCAAGGCGUCCUCGGGUCCUCGAUAUGUGGUCGGUUGUCGUUCAAAGGUGGAUAAGUCCAAGAUGAAGCAAGGCACACGUGUGGCCUUGGAUAUGACAACACUCACCAUCAUGCGGAUGCUGCCUCGUGAAGUUGAUCCCAUGGUGUACAGCAUGUCUUUGGAAGAUCCAGGGUCCGUCAGCUUCGCGGGUAUCGGUGGUCUGAACGACCAGAUCAGAGAGCUCCGUGAGGUCAUCGAACUACCUCUGAAGAAUCCAGAACUCUUCAUCAGAGUUGGAAUUAAGCCCCCGAAGGGUGUUCUCCUCUACGGUCCUCCGGGUACUGGUAAGACGCUGCUUGCACGAGCAGUGGCCAGCUCGAUAGAGACCAACUUCUUGAAGGUUGUAUCCUCGGCUAUCGUGGACAAAUAUAUCGGUGAAUCCGCUCGACUGAUCCGAGAGAUGUUCGGAUACGCCAAGGAACACGAGCCCUGCAUUAUUUUCAUGGACGAAAUCGAUGCCAUUGGUGGACGACGAUUCUCAGAGGGCACAUCAGCAGAUCGAGAAAUUCAGCGGACGCUCAUGGAGUUACUGAACCAGCUGGACGGUUUCGACUACCUAGGAAAGACAAAGAUCAUCAUGGCCACCAACCGACCCGAUACACUGGACCCUGCUCUGUUGCGUGCCGGUCGUCUGGACCGCAAGAUCGAGAUUCCUCUCCCCAAUGAGGUUGGCCGUCUGGAGAUCUUGAAGAUCCACACAAGCACAGUCCAACAGGAAGGAGAUAUCGACUUUGAGAGUGUGGUCAAGAUGAGCGAUGGUCUUAACGGUGCUGAUCUCCGAAACGUGGUUACUGAAGCUGGUCUGUUCGCGAUCAAGGAUUACCGUGACGCUAUCAACCAGGAUGACAUGAACAAGGCUGUACGGAAGGUGGCCGAGGCGAAGAAGCUGGAGGGCAAGCUUGAGUAUCAGAAGCUGUAAUUGUAUCUACCUUGCGGGGCUGGUGGCCCACAUCAUCUGGUGCACGGUUUAGAUCUUUGUCUUGAAGCGCUAAUGCUAUGCAUUCGACCUAU